Molecule: messenger RNA, 1143 nt
Organism: Morchella importuna
Lineage: Eukaryota; Fungi; Ascomycota; Pezizomycetes; Pezizales; Morchellaceae
Exons: 1
Coding region: 1-1143 (380 amino acids)
Biological process (GO): regulation of transcription by RNA polymerase II
Cellular component (GO): chromosome
Molecular function (GO): chromatin insulator sequence binding; zinc ion binding
Source: RefSeq, a predicted model, not a curated record
AUGUCGAUAUUCAAAUGCUACAUCUGCCCCAAAAGACCCAGCUUUAACACCAAUCAGGCCCUUAAAUACCACAGCCAAGCCUCUAUCAACCACUCACCGUGGCCUUACUGCAAACCCUGCUCUCGACUUUUUAUCUACCAGAGCGCUCUAGACAGUCACCUAAACGCCUACCACAUACCCAGCAAACGCAACUGCUACACAAUCGACUAUCACGGGCAGGUCCGGUUCCUUACCACAAAAGCAAUCCCAGAUGCAACUCAGUUUCACUGUUGUAACUGCGACAGAGACUUUUCUUCUGAAUCGUCGCUGGACCAGCAUCUUCGUGAUAAAGUCCAUGCCGAGAGGCCGACGGCACUGCUUGGCUUCUUCUGUAGGCCGUGCAACCGCACCUUCAAGGAUGAGUAUGCGCUGAAGCAGCAUAUGAGUUCGUUAAAGCAUAAUCCGUUGAUCGAGGAGCUGAAAUGCAUUACGGAUAGUGAGUGCAAGAAGACAUUCAUGGCGCCGUCUGCAAUGCUGCAUCAUCUUGAGAGCGGGGCGUGUAUUUCUGGGAUCAAUAGACAGAAGCUCGAUCAUCUCAUCAAGGAGAAGGACACAGGGAGCAUCAUUACUUUUCAGGCCGGACUUGAGGGGCGGAUACACAGUGACGACGACGAUGACGAUAGCAGUGAUAGUGAGGGUGAUUGUGGAAGUGAGGUGACUUCAUCGAGUUCUAGUGUGAGCGGUACGCACGCCUCGAGCACGCAACGAGGUAGCAUGGCAGUUGUUCCCCACUUCCCUGGCGGCGUCCUUACCCCAGAUUCCGUUGAUGGCCUCAGUAUUGAUAUAGAGGUCCUUGCUUUUGUCGAAGGGGACCAGAAAUGCCCUAUGUGUCCUGCGGGCAGUACUCGAACAUUUAAAACCGCCCACGCGUUGUGGCAGCACAUGAACUCGGCAGCGCAUGCGCCGCUGAGUUACCAUUGCCCGCUAAGGCUUGCUGUGGGAGGUAAGGGGAUUAUGAAGUCGUUUACAACGUUAAGCGGGAUGACCCAGCAUUUGGAGAGUGGGGCUUGUAAGGGUGGGAAGAAAACUUUCGAGAAAGCGGUGGCCUUUGUAAACCAGAAGUUAAGGGAACUUAGGUUUAGGGAGAUGAAAUUGAUUUCUUGA